Oncorhynchus nerka (sockeye salmon) is the source of this 879-nucleotide messenger RNA. RefSeq lists its product as uncharacterized. NCBI's taxonomy places the organism in Eukaryota, Metazoa, Chordata, Actinopteri, Salmoniformes, Salmonidae. The coding region runs from base 1 to 879 and encodes 292 amino acids. The record is from RefSeq and is a predicted model, not a curated record. The transcript is spliced from 3 exons.
AUGUCUGCUUUUCCAGAUCUUUAUCAUCAAGUGGAAGGUGAUCUGGUGUUGAAGCCAGAGAAGUCUACAGUGACUGACCACAUCACAAGCAUCCUAUGGAAGCAUGGGAAGAACAAGGUGGCAGAGUGGUACAAGGAUUAUGGUCUGGACAUCUAUGGUACCUUCAUAAACCGUACAACCCUGGACCAGACUACUGGAGAGCUGAGAAUCAGUGGAUUGAUGAAAACAGACAGUGGAGUUUAUUCUGUGGAGUUCAACAGCAAACUGCUUGACAAUACAUAUACACUGUCUGUUAUCAAGGCAGUCCCCAAACCCACAAUCACUUCUUUCUGUAACGCCAAGCAAACCUCCUGCACUCUGACCUGUGAAGGUGACACCACUGAUGCUGAACCCGUCACCUACAGCUGGAAAGUGGGAGAGGGGCCGUGGGUUGUCGGAGGAAAACUGCUAAUUGUUUCUAAAAGCCACACUGGCAAUUCAACCAACAGUUACAAGUACACCUGCAAGCUGAACAACACUGUUAGUGGGGAAGGGGAAGUCAGUGAGCCAGGUGAAGAGGUGUUUGGUUCAGGGCGCGACGGUGAGCCUAAAAGGGGUGGCGGUACAGGGAACGGCGGCGGACCGGCUGCGGCGGCGACGGUGGAGGCGGUGGCGACGGCGGAGGCGAUUGCGGAGGUGACGAUUGUGGAGGCGGCGGAGGCGGCGGCGACGAUUGCGGUGGAGGCGGCGAUGGUGGCGAUUGCGGAGGCGGCGAUGGCGGCGAUGGCGGCGGCGAUGGCAGCGAUUGCAGAGGCGGCGAUUGCGGAGGAGGUGGCAUUUGCGGAGGAGGCGGCGAUUGCGGCAAUUCCAAAAGCGGCGGAGGCCCGGGGGCCGACCUGA